Molecule: messenger RNA, 1080 nt
Organism: Candidula unifasciata
Lineage: Eukaryota; Metazoa; Mollusca; Gastropoda; Stylommatophora; Geomitridae
Source: the annotation of a GenBank genome assembly
AUGGAGCUGGAUAUUCCUACCUUCAAGAAGAUUGAAGCUGUUGGCUGGACUGUGACUUUAUGCAUACUUGUAUUUUUCUUUGGACAUGUCUUUGUAUUCUUGGGAAUCUGUUUCCUGGUGAGAAAACUGUACAUGUGGUACAAGACCAGACGUCUGGGACUCAUUGACCCCUUGGGAAAGGCAGUUGUAGUGACUGGCUGUGACUCAGGUUUUGGCUUGGGUUUAGCCAAACACCUCCAUGCAGUUGGGUUUACAGUGUUUGCCACUUGUUUAAACCUUGACAGUGAAGGUGCUAAAUCUCUGCAGAAACUGGCAUCUGACAGACUGAAGGUCGUCCAUCUGGACAUCACUAAUGAUGACAGUGUGGGUAGGUGUCAGAGACGGGUCAAAGAGGAGUGUGAAAAUACAGGUUUGUGGGGUCUGGUUAACAAUGCUGGACUGAAUGUCAUGGGAGAUCUGGAACUGACCACGAUGGAACAGUAUUUGACCACUGGCAACAUUAAUCUCUAUGGGAUGGUGAGAAUGUGUAAAGCAUUCUUACCCUUGAUCAGGCAAGCUAAAGGUCGGAUUGUGAAUGUAACCAGUGCCAAAGGGCUGCUGGCCAUUCCCAGCUGUGCUGCUUACACUGUGGCCAAGUUUGGUGGAGAGGCUUUUUCAGAGAUACUGUAUCAAGAGAUGAGUCAGUUUGGUGUAACAGUCAGCAUUAUUGAGCCAUGCAAUUAUGGAGGAGCAACAGGCUGUUUAAAUGAGGCUGGUCUGAAACGAAUCAAGGCCAAUUUUGAUGAGAUGUGGAGGGAAGCCAGUGAUGAUGUCAAAGAAUUUUACGGACCAGCUCACUUAGCACAACAGAUGGAAGAUCUUAAACAGGCAGCUGCCACAGCUGCUCCAACUAUUGAUCCAGUCAUAGAUGCUUUUGAAGAUGCAUUACGCAAUCAAUGUCCUAAAUUUCGCUACCUGAUACCAGGGUCCAACUCUUACUUUGACUGGUCUCACAUCCUUACAUGCCUGAUGCCCUUCUUGCCACAGUCAUUGUUCAAUAAACUCCGAGCUUAUUUUGUGCCAUAUGCUAUCUACAAAUAA